Molecule: messenger RNA, 1788 nt
Organism: Punica granatum (pomegranate)
Lineage: Eukaryota; Viridiplantae; Streptophyta; Magnoliopsida; Myrtales; Lythraceae
Source: RefSeq, a predicted model, not a curated record
GAGUUAAAAGACAGCUUGUGUAAAUUUUACUGAACUCACAACCCCUCACUCUCUCUCUCUCUCUCUAGCAGCGAAAGCUCUACACGGAACCACUCCAAGAAACAGAACAGAGCAAAACCAGAAACCUCACCUCAUAUUUAUCAUCCCUGGAGUCUGCCCGGCAUUGAUCUCGCAAUGAAGCCCGCUGAGAAUGGUUCCCCCGACGAGAGCAAGAACACGAACGCCGACAUGGGGAACGGCAGCCAGAUCUGGAGGGAACCCAGCUACGAGAUAUGGAGGAAGGACGAGGCCCCCAGUGGGGUGUCCAACGCCAAGGAAGGUGGAGAGUUCCGUUUCCAGCAGCAGAAGCCUGAGGAGGAGGAGGACCCGCCUUCGCAGCUGAUCGGGCAGUUCCUCCACAAGCAGAAGGCCUCCGGCGACUUCUCCCUCGACAUGGACCUGGAGAUGAAGGAGCUCAAGCAGGAGGGCAAUGCCGCCGAGGAGAUUACCAUCAUGUCCCCUGUCUUCGAGUCGCCGCUGAAGACCAGGUCCUCGCCGAGCGACGUCAGAGUCUCCUUCAAUAAGCAGGUCCAUAGCUCUAAGGGUGACGACGGGCAGGUAGUACGGUGCACGUCGAACGCCUCGUUCCGGAGCAACACGUCCAGCUUCAAGCGGAAGUCGAAUGUCCAGGUCAACAAGAACAAGUCCCGGCUUCUGGACCCGCCCGAGCAGAAGACCCCGAAGUCCGGGAUGCUGCCCGGGAAGCGACCGGAGGAGGAGGAGGAUGACCCCUUCCUGGAGGACGAUCUGCCCCAGGAGUACAAGAAAGGGAAGCUCGGUCUGCUCACUCUGCUAGAAUUCGUAAGCUUGCUGUUGAUCAUUGCUGCUCUUGUUUGCAGCCUUGCUGUUCCUUAUCUUAAGCAUAAGAGGCUAUGGCGGCUCCAGUUGUGGAAGUGGGUAGUGAUGGUGUUGGUAUUGAUAUGUGGGAGAUUGGUUUCUAGCUGGGGGAUUAGGAUUGUCGUCUUCUUCAUUGAGAGGAACUUCCUGUUGCGCAAACGGGUUCUUUACUUCGUCUACGGGCUCCGGAAGGCCGUCCAGAACUGCCUGUGGUUAGGCUUGGUUCUGAUCGCUUGGCACUUUCUGUUCGAUAAGAAGGUCGAGAGGGCCACGAACAGCAGGAACCUCCAGUAUGUGACUAAGGUUCUGGUCUGUCUGCUGGUGGGAACCAUAAUUUGGCUGGUCAAGACUCUGGUCGUGAAGGUCCUGGCUUCGUCGUUCCAUGUCAGCACCUACUUCGAUCGGAUCCAGGAGUCGCUUUUCAACCAGUACGUGAUUGAGACCCUUUCGGGGCCGCCAUUGAUUGAGAUGAAGAAGGCUGAAGAAGAGGAGGAGAGGAUGGUGAUUGAAGUCGAGAACCUGCAGAAGGCUGGGGCUUCGAUUCCCCCUGACCUCAACGAGGCCAUGUUUAAACGAAGUAUGAGCGGAAGAGUGAUCGGCAGUGGGAGAAAAAGCCCUACGAGCGCGAGAGCGAUCAGCAGUGGGAGGAUGCAGAAAAGCCCCAAGGUGGGGAAGGAGCAGGGAGAUAUUGGGAUUACGGUCGAUCAAUUGCAUAGACUGAGCCCGACGAAUGUCUCGGCUUGGAAUAUGAAGAGGCUGAUGAACCUAGUACGAUAUGGCAAUCUCACUACUUUAGAUGAGCAGCUCUCAAAUCAGAAUGAUGAGUCCUCCAAGCAGAUAAACAGCGAGGCUGAGGCUAAGGCUGCGGCUAAGAAGAUCUUCCACAAUGUGGCACGACAAGGAUCCAAGUAA